AAAAAUUGGAGGAAAGGUCGCGAUGCGCUUCCACCGGAGAUGUGGAGACAGGGUCACCCUUCUUCACAAUAAUUAUACAGCAGUUAGGAAUUUUGUCGAGUUCAAUCACGGCCUGGUUCUGAGUGACCAGCCUCUAAAAAACGAUGUCAUGUUCGAAGUCUGCAUCGAUCGCAAGGUCAAUGUAUGGAAUGGAAGCCUUGAAAUUGGUGUUACAACACAAAAUCCAGAAUAUAUGGACUUACCUGCCACGGCAACCAAAUUGAGAAAUACCGCAUGGAUUCUAUCAGGCAGUUCAGUUGUGAGAGAUGGUGUAACACAUUUACCAUCAUAUGGCCCAGAGCUUGACACACUGCAGGAAGGGGACUGUGUUGGUGUCAUGAGAACUAGUCGAGCUGAGUUACUAUUUUUCAUCAAUGGAAGAUGUCUCGGUGUGGCUGCCAUGGAUAUGCCCCCACUUUUAUAUGGGGUUAUCGAUUUGUAUGGACAAUGCGUUCAAAUAACUCUCGUGCCGCAAUCGCCCACUACACCUAGAUCUGCAAUAACAAAUGCAGAAUCUCAAAAUGAAGCAACGCGUCAUGACGGACCAGUGGCACUCAUGGAGGUUGUUAACUAUGAACCCUCUGUUGACACAUUCCCUAAGGGUAGCCGGGAUGAAUAUGUUAAUAAUUCUACGGAAGCUUCUUGUACACAAUAUAAUCAAGACCGUUUGAGAUUUCAUACAAGGUGCGGUGUAUUGGUGCGGUUCUCACAUCACAAUAGGACGGCGGAACGCGCACGGCCAAUGGAUGAUUAUAAUGAUGCUGUGGUGAUGACGUCACGACCGUUGCAUGAUGGUGAACUCUUCGAGAUACGCAUCGAGCGCCUCGUGCAUAAAUGGAGCGGUAGCAUUGAGGUUGGCGUGACCAAUCACAAUCCGGCAACUCUAAACUUCCCGUCAACUAUGACCAAUAUGGAAACUGGCACAGUCAUGCUCUCCGGCUCCAAAGUGUUAAUCAACGGUCAGGGUACAUGCACUGAAUAUGGCUCUAUGAACCUUGAUGAAUUGAAGGAGGGUGAUAUGGUGGGUCUGAUGAGGAAGUCGUGUGGAAGCCUGCAUUACUUCAUCAACGGCGUGGACCAGGGCGUGGCCGCAAGGGACGUUGCGGCUCCCGUCUGGGGCGUUGUUGACCUCUACGGGAUGACAUCCAAGGUUUCUAUAGUGGAUGCAUACGAUGACAGUAACCUUCAUGAUAUAUCUCCGUUGCCCAGCGUGUCAGUGCUAGCCGGACUAAAUGAGCUAGCACCUGAGAUAGACAUGGAUGCAGAUAUAGAUACAGAUACAAAUGACAUUGAAGAUGACAGUCAUUUAUUUCAUACGAUGCGUGCUUCGAAUGUUGUUAUUAUUAACAAUGGUAAGACUGCUUAUAGGCCUAACGCUAUGGAAUUCUUCAAUGAAGGGCUCGUGAUGACAAACCGGCCCUUGAAGAAUGAUGAAUUGUUCCAAGUUAGAGUCGAUGUGAUCGUACCAAAGUGGGCUGGGAGCAUUGAGAUCGGAGUCACGCAACAUACAUCAAAUGAAAUACAGUUCCCAUACAAAUUGAGCAAUGCCAAAAGUGGCACGUGGGCCUUGGUCGGCGAGGACGUGAUCCGCGACGGUGUCAUCAUCAGCUCGCAGUACACCAGGAACCUCAACAGGCUGGUGGAAGGCGAUACAAUCGGCCUGAUGCGUACCAGCUUGGGGGUGUUGCAUUUCUACAUCAACGGAGAAGACCAGGGUCCCGCUGCUUACAAUGUACCAGAUCAAAUCUAUGGUAUUAUUGAUCUGUACGGGCGUGCGGGGCAAGUAAGUAUUGUGGAGGGUCGAGUGGACCCUCCAGUGUACUCGCCUGAAUCACCACUCUCCACUGAAUCCAUUAUCACAUCUUUUCCGGAAAUGUGUUUCCACCUGGUGCAUGGUCGUAAUGCAGUGUUGUCCAGAUCUCGUCUGACUGCAUCACGAGCUGCUGUCUACUCUGAGUUCAAUGAUGCUGUGUUGUUCAGUUCACGGCCGCUGCGUGAAUGUGAUAUGUUUGAACUACGUAUUGACGCUAUGGUCGACUGUUGGAUAGGCAGCAUUGAAAUGGGUGUGACUGGUAUUCGGCCUGAGGACUUGGAGAGUGGUGCGGGAGGUGCAUUAGCAGGCACCGCUACUGACUUGACUGGGGAUACUUAUGUUCUGAGCGGUGCUGCUGUCAUGAAGGAUGGAGAAUGCGUGCGCAGCGGUUACAGACUAGAUCUAGACACUCUCUCCGUUGGCAGUAGAGUCGGUAUGAUGUGGCAUGCGGACCGCAGCCUGCAUUACUACUUGGAUGGGAUGGACAUGGGACAAGCGUGGCAUGUACCACAUCUCAAUAUCUAUGCAGUCGUUGAUCUCUACGGCCAGUGCACCCAGGUGACAAUUUUGCAAAACGAAGCUCGCACUUUCAACUACAACCCUGGCACAGCAUCAGACAACUCUCUACUGGACAUGACUCAGCAGCCUGCUGCACCUCCGCAGCCUUACUGCACAUUUUCUGAAUACUGCGGUGACAAUGUUCGUGUGACAAAGGAGUACUCGAUAGCGACACGGUUUUUACCUGACCCUGCCGGUGCUAUUGUCUUCAGCUCCUCACAUCUGGCACAAGAUGAGAUGUUUGAGGUGAAGAUAUUAAAGCAACGCGCCGGGUUCGCUGGUGGUCUGCGUGUUGGUGUGACAGAUGUUAAUAUAUUGAACGCGCACGUCAAUCGCAGCCUCCCGCCCGCCAUCAUCUACUUACCUCACUUCACAGCUUACAUCGACGGGAAGCACAUGUUUUAUUCAAGACCGGGUAGUCGAGAACGCGAUGCUAGGCUUGUGGUGCCGUCCUUUGAGUGGCUGAGACCCGGAGACCGCAUCGGGCUCAAACUGACCGCAGACCAUCGGGUUGUGGUCUAUUACAACUAUGAGCCCCUCGAAGUUGCCUUUGAAGGUGUACCUGAUAAAGUGUAUGCGGUAAUUGAGUUACAUGGCGAGGUGAGCAAGAUCCAAGCUAUGAACAAAAUGACCGCCAAUGCAUUGCCUCCGCACUUAAACGAGUCGUUCAUGAGACGCGAGGUGGAGACGUUCCAAGAGGUGACUUCACUGAAGCCAUGCGAGGAUAUGGACGGCAGCAUGGAGGGGAUAGAGGGCACGCCAGCGCUGUCCCCCGCACCCCCCGCACCCACCGCGCCCCCCGCCAUCCCCGCCAUCCCCGCCCACCGCAACCCCCGGCCGUACACCUUUCACAAUGUACACGGGAACAACAUCAAGCUUUGCAGCUCCGAUACGGUGGCGGUGCGCACAACCAGCUACAAUGGCGGCCUGGCAGUCGUCAGCCAGCCUAUCAGGCGCGGUCAGAGCUUUAUGUUCCGUGUGGACAAAGUUGACCCGACCUGGUCGGGCAGUGUGGGUGUGGGUGCUCUAGGCUAUCUGCCUGACGAGCUGCCCGACUUGGCCGGUGCUAUCGACCCGCCUGCAUGGCUGCUCGCGCCCGACCUCUGUGCGGACAAUGGCAUUUACUUCCGGGGGGAGGCUGGGCGUGCGCUGGAGGAGGUGAGCGAGCGGUCUGUGGUGAGCGUGGAGUUUCUGUGCGACGGGCGGCUGGUGGCGGCGGCGGAUGGCAGACCUUUGUGCGCGCUCGGCCUCGUGCCAGACACACUUGAUGUCCUCUACCCACUCGUAGAUGUCUACGGCAAAGUCUGCCAGGUGUCAAUAUUGCUUCACCCAUACGUACUAGGGAGUGGGGCCUCCCUGGACCUGCCGAGUGUAACUGCGACCCGCGAGGACAGCUCGGGCGUGUCGGAACUGCCCGAGGACGACGUGUCGCCGGUGGACCUCGACGCCGGCACCUCUGUCGCCAAACCGAAGCUGCGUGCGCACAGUCACAGCGGCCUCGCGGAGGAGCUCGCGGCGGCCACGCGUCGGCCCCGGGUCGGCGGGCCGGCGGCCACCACCAUGCACCACAGUCUCAUGCUGCCGCCGCCCGCUCGCGAGCGGAUGCACAAAAGCCACUCUAGCCACAGCCUCGGUGAGGCGCGCCGCCACGCCUACGCCGACGACCCCUUCGCCGAGCGCCAUCUCUGCGAUACUAACAUACGUCACAACGACCGGUACCCGGAGGCGAGCGAAGUCGACAACCUAGACAUCGAGAUCGUGGAUGCGCUCACACUCGAGACCGGCAACCUGCCAGACCUCACCGAGGACCACUCCUCCUCCAUCGAUGACUCGACGCGCCGAGACGAUCUCUGCACGGACAUGCUUUCCGCGGAAAACGUCCACUAUCUGAGCUCACUCCUCGGCCUCGAGAGAGGCGGCGGCGGUGAAUGCGAGCCCUCGGAGUGGGAGCGGGCGGUAGGUGGGCGCGACUGUGCCCACCUCGCCCUCGUGCUCGACUACUGGCGCUGUCUGCUGCAACCGCUGCCCGAACUGCGGCGCGGCUGCGCGUGGGGUCGCGCCGAGUGUCACUGCUCCGGCUGCCACCCCGACCUGCGACCACCAUUAGCCGGUUGGGUGCGUAUAGAGAGGGCGGACGCUGCGGGCGGGGCUGCUCGCGCGUACUGGCCGCUGUCGCGUGCGGCGCUCGCGGGAGUGCGCUCGUGCUGCGCCCGCGCCCGCCGCCCUCGCCGCCCUACCGCCCUAACGCCCUCCCUCUCACGUCUGCCCGCCUCACUCUAUGACGUAUGGUUCGACGUACAGGGUACACCGCAUCGCGUUGCGCUCGCCUUGGAGAUAGAUGUCGAGGGAAAGACACCGGAGAGUGAUUGUAUGCUGGCAGUCCUCAUCUAUAUGAAGCCUCACUCCACCUUGGCAGACAGUCCCUGUGGCCUGGAGGAGUGAGAGGGUCCGUGAAACCUGGGACAAGUUUUAAAUCCAGAUUUAAGUGCCAGCAUACUGAUGUCACUAACAUUUGUCAUCGGUGCAUCAAUGUCAUAAAUGUCACCAGUCAAGUAUAGUGCGACAUACUUAUCUGGCCUGGUAGGAACUAAAAUACUGAGACUGACAAACG
This is a messenger RNA of Papilio machaon (common yellow swallowtail), 5021 nucleotides long. RefSeq names its product neuralized-like protein 4 (gene Neurl4). The record is from RefSeq and is a predicted model, not a curated record. NCBI's taxonomy places the organism in Eukaryota, Metazoa, Arthropoda, Insecta, Lepidoptera, Papilionidae. The transcript is spliced from 31 exons. The coding region runs from base 23 to 4852 and encodes 1609 amino acids.